This is a messenger RNA of Phasianus colchicus (ring-necked pheasant), 3851 nucleotides long. It is a transcript of the gene SNAP47, whose product is annotated as synaptosome associated protein 47. Gene Ontology annotation, biological process: synaptic vesicle priming; exocytosis; synaptic vesicle fusion to presynaptic active zone membrane. Gene Ontology annotation, molecular function: SNAP receptor activity; syntaxin binding. NCBI's taxonomy places the organism in Eukaryota, Metazoa, Chordata, Aves, Galliformes, Phasianidae. The record is from RefSeq and is a predicted model, not a curated record. Gene Ontology annotation, cellular component: SNARE complex; plasma membrane.
UCUUGGGCUUUGAAGAGGAAAAAGAAAACACUUAACGUACAGAUGGACAGAUUUGUAAACAUAGCAGUUCCCAAAAAACUGUCUGAGGUUUCUGCAGCUACAGAUAAAGUUUCUUUUUCUGGCUUUGAAGGUGUUGCUGCUGUGGAAGAGAAUCUGAACAGCGAGCUGAUGAACGAAGACAUCCGUAUCCAUAGCUGGCCUUGUUCUUACUACUUGGACACCAACAAGCAAUGGGUCUCUGGCAGACUCUCACUGACGCCUGUUGCGAUCAAAUUUACAGCUGACAAGACUGGGGAGGUUUUGGUCAACUUCCAUCUUUCUAGUAUCAGUGAGAUCAAGAAGGAAUCGUCAAAUUUAAUUUUCAGCUCUCUUACCAUCUUGGAGAAGAACACCAAGCACUGGUUCAGUUCUUUGCAGCCCAGCAGAAAUGCGGUGUUCAACAUCCUUGAGCACUUCUGGAGGGAGCAGUUGCUGUCAAGUGAAGGCACAGGAGCAGAAGCAGCAGCCUUGCAUACAACAAAAGGAAAGGAACUGACUGGGUUAUUGACUGGGUCGCAGAAACGGUUGGAGGAUACAGCAAAAGUGCUACAUUACCAGGGCGAGCAGUUUGAUAACAUCAUGAGAGGACUCAACAAGAUUGAAGGGGAUAUGGAUGUGGCAGACAGGCUGUUGACAGAACUUGAAUCUCCUUCUUGGUGGCCAUUUAGCAGCAAGCUCUGGAAAGCACCAUUGGAAACGAAGCCAAAGGAAACUGCCACAGUUUCCGAUUUGAAGAACCAGGAAGGAAUCAUAAUUAGAAUUCCAGUUAUUAUCACCCACAGAACAGACUCAAAUGUGAAGCCAGGAAAACUCACGCUCUUCGCUUCUGGCCUGGAAAUCAGUGACUGCAAUUCUCAGGUCAUUCACCGGUUUGAAUCAAAGGAUGUGGAUGAUAUCAAAGUUCACACACCGUAUGAAAUCAGUGUCCGUCAGAGGUUUAUUGGGAAGCCUGACACCUCUUACAGGCUCUUGUCAGCAAAGAUGCCAGAAGCAAUCUCUGUCUUAGAGAUGCAGUUUAGCAAGAAGAUACAGUUUUUAGAAGAUGCUCUCGGAUUUGUUGGUGCCAGGAAGUCUCCUCAGGUAGAUUUUGGCACCUCCAUUUGGCAAGCAGCCACAGGACUCCUGGGAGGAGUGGUGCAGCCCAGCUCUCCAGUGGGAGGCAGAGAGGGAACGGACAGUGACCAGGUUCAACUGCAGAAGCAUGAGAAGAUCUCUCAGGAGGAGGCAAAAGAGCUUAAACAGAUACUGAAGAAGUUGAAGAGCCUUGCAUUGGAGACAGAAGCAGAACUGGAGAGACAGGACGAAGCUCUGGAUUCCAUCACUACCUCCGUCGACCGUGCGACGCUGAAUAUCGACAAGCAGAACCGCAGAAUAAAGAAACUGACGUAGCACCCAUAGGAACCAAUGGGGAUGGCAUCACGAGGAAGAGGGGAUCAGGGAAUUGUGGAAUUGUCUUUUUAAAGACUGUUUCUGUAUGGACGCUUUGUGUGGGAGCUGCUUGCGAUGUUGUCUGGAGUGUGGUACGGUUGAUGUCAAGUUUCUGAGAGUUCUGAACAUGUCUCCAGACUUGGAUGAUGAUGGUUGGCUGUUUUAGGAUGAAAAAGGCCAAAUCUUUUAAUCACAGUGAAACAAUGAUAGUGGAUUCUUGACUACAGAAAAUCUGUAAAUACAAAGGGAUUUCAUCUGAAUGAACUUUUAUGCUGCUUCUUACGUUGUUGCUUUUGAAAGGUUUGUUGUUGUUUUUUUUUGUUUGUUUCAACAAAGAAGGGAGAAAUGAACUGCAUGUGAGACUACUUUAGAUGAUUACAACCUAUUAAUUCUCUAUUUCUUGCAAAUAGUUAAUAGCUGAACUGAGGGCCAGAUGUCCAACCGCAAGUCAUUGAGGCUUUUUUGUGUGUGUGUGAGUUAAUGCUGAGGUGAGCAAAUGAUGGUGAUAAAACUUUGUGUUCACUGAACGAGUAGUUUUAAUAAAUUUCAAACGUAUUUUUAAUGUGCUCAGAAAUUUUAUAAGAAUAAUGAAGGAUUAGUGGCCACAGCUGUUGUGCCAUGUUCAGGGAAAUCAAGGGAAGAAUUUUAGUUAAUAUGCAUGCACUGGUACAGACACUGACUUACUGAAGCAUUUCUUUCCCAUUGGAUGAAUAUUUUGCUUACUUACAAGAAGUAAGUGUCAAAGUUAAAUAUUUGCUGCUUCUUUCCAAAGAGGGAUUGCUGAUCUUGAUGAACACCUACACCUUUUGCUUUAUUUUUCACCUUUGUACCUCAGAAUUAAUGAAGGAAUUGAUUCUGGAGUGAAGGAAGGUAUUUUUUCAUGGAUGGAUUUAUUCAGUGCAUCUCUUGUAGUUUGCUGUGUGUAUUGCUCUCUUGCACACAGUGGUUUUGUAUUUUUGAUAAUGGUCUGAGGGAUUCAGUGUCCUCAGAACAUCAUGAACAUAGCAUUCACUUAGUGUGGUGCCUGCUUACUUUGUUGGACCUGGGCUGCCACGUCUCAUGGAGGCUAGUGGAAGGCAUCUUGUAUCUUUGCAUCUCUACCUUCAGUUUCCAGGAAUCUCCCAUGCACUUUUCUCUGACUCUAAAUGGAACCUUCAUGUGUUCUGGGGGGCAUCGUUUGUUUUUUGUGCAUCUGCUCCACAUUCAUAGGUUGAGAGGCCAAUGGCUGGAACCACAGGCACCUGCAUAUCAUUUGGCUGUUGUGCAUCUGUCUGCCUUCUGAUUAUUAUUUAUUUGCACUAACUGGUGAUGAGACAUUUCAAGACUUCUUUUACUUCUACAUUUCUAAAAUAAAAGGGAAUAUUGCCAAUAGUUUUCUAGUAGAUUUUGUUUACAGUCAGUUCCACUGAGUCUACAGGACAGCAGAGAUGUUUUCCUAACUUACUGGAUACUGUAUUGGAGGGAUUCUAGGUAAUGCAGCCUAUAACAGACUAUUUGAAAGGCAGGAUUACUUUUCACCUCCUAUUUCAUUGAAUCCUGCUGUUGGCAAGCUAUUUUCAUUCAAAAUAGCUGUUGUAAUCUCUUCUUUUUCUCCCCCAAGUGUUUUUGUAUUAAAAAUAUCUUCUUGUAUUGCUCUCAAAUACAACCUGUAAUAUUUUUAAGUAGUGAAGCUUUGAACUGUUUAUUCUGAUAGCUGAUGUGAAAAUUUCCUGUUUCAGAGUAAUUCAGCCUACUUUAUAAAGAAAUGCAGAGUAGAUCCCGUAGAGUAUGUUGUUUUCGAGACCUUACUCUACCUUGUUUUGUAUUGCUUCAUAUUAGCUUAUUAGUAUUGGAGGAAGUCGUGCUUCUGCACUGCAAGUCCUUCAUUUACAGUCAAAGUUGUUACUGGCACGCACUUUACCUAUUUGCUGAAUAUAUAUACAUACACUGUGUAGUGUGAAACAAAGUAUUGUCUGGGAUUCUCUUUUUUUGUUUGUUUCUGAUACCUAAAUCACUGUUGUUUUACUGUGAAAGUAUGUUUACAUAACUAUGUCAUGAAUUUAAAAAUACACCUUUGCACAAAAUAUAUAUUAACUGACCCUGGUGCUGACUGGGAAUGGAUCUGUACACUGAAUUAGUUUAGAUCAAGACUGCCAAAAGCAAAUGCUAAUUACACAACAUUUAGCUUAGCAUUCUUUGUGCCAUAUUUUUACUGAUGUAAUUUUUAUCAUGAGCUGUUGCAUCUGAUACCAUAUCUGUGAUUUGUGUUAGUCUGUGUCCAUGCUAAAACAAAAUUGUAAUAUGGUUUGUAAGUAGUGACCCAUUCCAGAAAUGUACAUUGACCUCCUAGCUGAGUUUCAAAUGCCUGGAGGAGUUUCACUCUGUAAUUUAUUAAAUAUAUUGGA